UGCUCUUCCAAUAGGGAAGUUUUGGGCAAGAAAUGCGUAAAGGGAAAUUAAUUGAUUAUUGUAAUACUUGGUGGCCACAGUACGAAUUGGAAGAUCAGGAAAAAUGGCCUGAAAAUGGAACGUUACAAUAUAAUACCAUUUUACAGUUGAUGUUGUUUUGUAAACGGGAAGGAAAACUGGAUGAACUCCCAUAUGUAGAGUUAUUUUUCUAUUUGCGUAGAAAAUCCGAGUGGCAGCGUGCUUGUGGAAUAAUGGUACUAGAAAUAUUUGCUAAUGAACAAUGUCAAGCCUGUACCAGGGACAGGCAUUGUAUGAAACACCAAGCUAUGGAAAAUAAUUGCUGUAGGACAGACAGUGGAAAUAUAGAUCUGGAUAUUGCACCGUCCGCCCCAGAACUAAGUCAGGAUAAGGCAAGGGGGGAUGAAGAUAGUGAUAGUGAUGGAAAGGAAGAAAUACCAACUUUAACAUCCCCAAUAUCAUAUAGGACUCGGCAGCAGCAAAGGACAGGAUGCGAUACAAGUAAACGAAAAGGGAAUAUAAUUGCUCCCCUCAGGCAGGGAGUAGGAACGGAGGGACCAAUAUAUGUGAAAGUGCCCUUUACUCCUGGAGACUUAAUAAUUUGGAAACAGGCAGCAGGCACCUACAGAGAAAAUCCUGAUAAAGUAGCUAGAGUGGUGAAAAUGAUAAUUAAAACCCAGAAUCCGGAUUGGGAUGACAUUCAAGUAAUACUAGACACCUUAAUGGAUUCAACAGAGAAGGAUAUGGUAUUACGAGCUGCUAGGGACAGAGCUCGUGAGGAUAUUCGGAAUGGAUUGGUACCCGGGAAUGUUGAUCAGAACUUCCCCACUGAGGAUCCGCAGUGGGAUUAUAAUACUGGGGAGGGAAUGAGAAGGCUGAAGAGGUAUCAGGAUUGGGUACAAAUUGGUGUACAAAAUGCUAUGCCUCGGACCAUAAACUGGUCGAAAUUAUAUAAUGUGAGGCAAGAAAAGGCGGAAUCACCUUCCGCAUUUCUGGAGAGAUUGAAGGAAACUGCUAAAAAAUACACUGAUUUGGACAUAGAAACCGACCAGGCUAAAGCUCAGUUAGCCCUUAUUUUCUUAGGGCAGUCACAGGAAGAUAUUCGGAAAAAGCUACAGAAACUGGAAGGUGUGGACUUGAGGAACAUGGAUAAGUUAUUAGAGGUAGCUUGGAAGGUAUAUAAUAAUAGGGAGAAGGAAACAAGCAAGAGACAGCAACAGGGUUUGCUGGCUGUAAUUCAGGGGCGAGGAGGUUUGGGACUAAGGGGUAAGGGAAGAGGAAAUCCUAAUAGCCGAGGAGUGGGGAUAGGGAAAGGAUAUGCAGGUCCCAGUAGGAACAGGGUAGACAGACUAGGUUUGAAUCAGUGUGCAUUCUGCAGGAGGGAAGGUCACUGGAAAAAUGAGUGCCCCUUUAGGGAGCAACAGUUUUCCAGCACCAAGAACCUCUUUCAGAAUCAAGAAAUAGCAAAAGCCAUGGUGCUGGGAGAAUACAGUAGCUGACUAGAUAAUAGGUUAAAA
Messenger RNA from Oxyura jamaicensis (ruddy duck), 1535 nucleotides. RefSeq lists its product as uncharacterized. The record is from RefSeq and is a predicted model, not a curated record. Lineage: Eukaryota; Metazoa; Chordata; Aves; Anseriformes; Anatidae. The transcript is spliced from 2 exons. Gene Ontology annotation, biological process: virion assembly. Bases 33 to 1517 code for a protein of 494 amino acids. Gene Ontology annotation, molecular function: zinc ion binding; nucleic acid binding.